CAAUAUGGAUAAACUGAACAAACCUCCAUUGCUAUCUUCUUCCUCUUCUUCUUCAUUUAUCAAGCUUUGAACCAGAAUGGUAGCCGGCGUUGACGGUCGAGUAUCAUUCUCGACGGCGGCACACUUGCACGGCGCAAUGGCAUUGCAGAAAAUCAGGAGCUCCAUCUUGCAGGUGAGGUUCUGUAAUGGAGAACUCAUGGGGAAGAAGCUUACCUUGCAACAGAGGAAGCAUGCCGUUAACUACAUUCCAAAUGCCAGAAGGAAAGUUCGUGUGUCAUCUCUUCUUGCCAAUAUAGCAGAAUCUGAAUCCAAGUUGAAGGAACUGAACAUGGAAAAACCUGACCCGAGGACGGUGGUAGCGAUUGUACUCGGAGGUGGAGCGGGAACUCGUUUGUUCCCGCUCACGAAACAGAGAGCAAAGCCAGCGGUUCCAAUCGGUGGAGCUUAUAGGUUGAUCGAUGUGCCGAUGAGCAAUUGCAUAAACAGCGGAAUCAACAAGGUUUACAUUCUCACGCAAUUCAACUCUACAUCGCUCAAUCGGCAUCUCGCUCGUGCCUAUAACUUCGGUGGCGGAGUCACCUUGGGCGAUGGUUAUGUAGAGGUUCUAGCAGCGACUCAAACUCCAGGAAAGGCUGGAAAGCAGUGGUUCCAAGGGACUGCCGAUGCAGUACGACAGUUCCAUUGGCUCUUUGAGGAUGCGAGAAGCAAGGAAAUUGAAGAUGUGUUGAUCCUUUCUGGGGAUCACUUGUACCGAAUGGACUACAUGGACUUCGUUCAAAAUCAUCGGCAGAGUGGUGCAGACAUCACUCUUUCUUGUAUCCCAAUAGAUGACAGACGAGCAUCAGAUUUUGGGCUUAUGAAGAUCGACAAUAGCGGAAGGGUUCUUUCAUUCAGUGAAAAACCUAGAGGGAAAGAUCUGAAGGCGAUGGAAGUGGAUACAACAGUUUUAGGACUUUCAAAGGAUGAGGCACUGAGAAAGCCAUACAUUGCUUCCAUGGGAGUUUAUGUAUUCAAAAAGGAGAUACUUCUAAACAUUUUAAGAUGGCGCUUCCCAACUGCCAAUGACUUUGGAUCAGAGAUAAUCCCUGCCUCAGCAAGAGAAUUCUUCAUGAAGGCAUAUCUAUUUAAUGAUUACUGGGAAGACAUUGGGACUAUUAGAUCCUUCUUUGAGGCUAACCUUGCGCUGACCGAGCAGCCACCAAGAUUUAGUUUCUAUGACGAAACAAAGCCAAUCUACACUUCGAGAAGAAACCUUCCUCCAACGAAGAUCGAGAGUUGCAAGAUUGUCGAUUCAAUCAUAUCUCAUGGAUGUUUCUUGACUAACAGUUUCAUAGAUCACAGCGUCGUUGGUAUCCGAUCUCGCAUAAACUCUAACGUACACCUCAAGGAUACAGUAAUGCUUGGAGCAGACUUCUAUGAAACCGAUGGUGAAGUUACUGCACUUGUAGCAGAGGGAAGAGUGCCAGUUGGAAUUGGAGAAAAUACAAAAAUCAAGGACUGCAUCAUUGACAAAAAUGCCAGAAUAGGGAAGAACGUUGUUAUUGCUAAUUCAGAGGGCGUACAAGAGGCAGAUAGGUCGUCAGAAGGCUUUUACAUCCGCUCUGGUAUUACCAUUAUACUAAAGAACUCAGUAAUUAAAGAUGGGUUUGUUAUAUAGAGAGAAAUUUCUUUCCUUUUUGGGCUGAAAACUUUUCAGAAAUACCAUGUUGGUGGAGGAGAGAGCACAUUUUCCAUUUGUAAAUCUAAUAUUAAUCUGAGUUUCGGAAUUU
Molecule: messenger RNA, 1769 nt
Organism: Cucurbita moschata (crookneck pumpkin)
Lineage: Eukaryota; Viridiplantae; Streptophyta; Magnoliopsida; Cucurbitales; Cucurbitaceae
Product: glucose-1-phosphate adenylyltransferase large subunit 3, chloroplastic/amyloplastic-like
Exons: 15
Coding region: 77-1657 (526 amino acids)
Biological process (GO): glycogen biosynthetic process
Molecular function (GO): glucose-1-phosphate adenylyltransferase activity
Source: RefSeq, a predicted model, not a curated record